AUGGAAACGAGUCUGCUGCGCCGAUUGCGCAGGCGCUACGCUUCUCCAGAGAAGUGCAUGCACGGCUCCUUUGUCAUUGAUGCGGAGGAUACGGUCUGGCCUCGCCCUCUUAUCCCCUCCGUGGAGACGCCCUCCUCAUCGAACCGCUGCAACAAUUGCUGCCGCCUGAUUGCGGAUAUGCGUCUUCUGCAGGAGGAAAAUGCAGAGAAUACGCGGGCCAUCGAUCUGCUCACUGUCGCCCUAAGGUGGGAGCAGGUACACGGGCAGCGGCGUGGCGCGGUUCGCUGGCAGCACAUAACUUCCAACGCCACCACCAAUAACAAGAGUGACUACAAAGACAGUGACAACAAAUACGCUGCUGCCGCCGCUGCUACUGCUUCUGUUGCUGAGCCCUCGUCACUCAUGGUGGCGUACCAGUCGCUACAGGAGACACAUAUCCACACGGAGGAAGAGUUAUUCCAUCAGCGCUGCCGCUACGAGGGACAGAUUGCGGAUCUGGAGGAGCGGCUGGCGCGAGCAGAGCACGAUCUUAGAAACACGACUGAUUUGAACGCACUUCUAAUCGAAGAGCUCAAAAGCGGUGCCCGCAAGGUCUCCUCUGUAUCGUUUAUAUGA
Trypanosoma grayi is the source of this 615-nucleotide messenger RNA. RefSeq lists its product as hypothetical. Bases 1 to 615 code for a protein of 204 amino acids. NCBI's taxonomy places the organism in Eukaryota, Euglenozoa, Kinetoplastea, Trypanosomatida, Trypanosomatidae. The transcript has a single exon. The record is from RefSeq and is a predicted model, not a curated record.